AUGAAUACAGUUUUUGCAUGCCUGGCUAUUUUUGUUUUUGGGAUCUACUGCUCUCCAGUUCCACAAAACGCAGCUGCUUACACCGAUCCAGCAUGUCCAGGAAAUAUCAAAAACCUAUGGUUGGAUGUUGUUGUAGUUGUUGAUAGAUCCAUGCAAAUGACAGAUGCCCAAUUAUGGCAGGUUCGACAAACUCUAACUCAAGUUUUUGGGUCGGAUAUCAGAAUCGGAACGGGAUAUUCGGACAAACGUAGUACAUGUGUUGGAUUUGUGACAUACAAUAGUAACGCUACAGUAACCGCUGAACUGGAUAUUGCAAAAAGUUUCCCCGAUAUUUAUAAUAUUAUUCAAGGAUCACUUGUUGAUGUCGCAUCGACAAAUGCCUCAUCUCUUGGAGAAGGACUUUUGGCAGCUCAACGUGUUCUGAAUUCCGGAAGACAACGCACCAAUCGAUAUAAUGUGAAACAGGUCAUUCUUGCAUUUGCAGCUGAUUUUCAGGACGAGUUUAGCAAUCUGAAUGCAAUAGAAUUGUCACGUGAUCUACAAUCAAAUGGAAUCUCUAUAAUUACCGUGGCAUGCACAAAAGACAGCUAUGCACUGCCAAGAAUAAAUAUGUGUGCUACUCCAGGGUAUGCUUUUGUCGAUGAAAUGAAUACGUCAAAGCUUGUAAAACAAUUGACAGGUGCUCUUAUAAACAUUAACUGCUUCUGCCCAGAAGAUUGGGUUCAAUACACGGGAUCGGAUAAGAAAAAACUAGGAGUUUGUAUCAAGGGAUUCGACUUUUCCGGUUCCGCAUGGGGAUAUGACCAUGCUGUUCAAUAUUGUCAGAACCAAGUAAGCAGAGGACAUUUGGCUAACGAGUUCAGCAAGGAAAAGCAUGACUUCAUAAAUCUCUACAUGAUGAAUACAUUCAAUCGUGGGAUGCAUCUUGACUACUCCAUUGGACUACGUUAUUUAAAUUCCACUUGGGUCUGGGAGGAGCCAAAGGGACAACCAAAACUUCCGUUGAAUCCUGAUAUUUAUUCAACAUGGGCACCAGGAUACCCACAGAAAAACUCAACUGGGCAAGUAGUUGGUGUUAAAGCGAAUGGAAUUUUGACCAAUUGGGUGGGCAGUGCAACUUCGGAAUGGCUGUUUGUCUGUCAGGUUCAGUCAAGCAGCACAGAGCAUUACACAACAUAUGUGGAGCAGCAGUGA
Messenger RNA from Caenorhabditis elegans, 1194 nucleotides. It is a transcript of the gene clec-58, whose product is annotated as VWFA domain-containing protein. NCBI's taxonomy places the organism in Eukaryota, Metazoa, Nematoda, Chromadorea, Rhabditida, Rhabditidae. The transcript is spliced from 9 exons. Bases 1 to 1194 code for a protein of 397 amino acids. Gene Ontology annotation, molecular function: carbohydrate binding. The record is from RefSeq and is marked reviewed.